Cinara cedri is the source of this 1446-nucleotide messenger RNA. Lineage: Eukaryota; Metazoa; Arthropoda; Insecta; Hemiptera; Aphididae. The record is from the annotation of a GenBank genome assembly.
AUGAACGCCCAACUGCCGUUACCGCCCAACAGGACCGGCACGAGCUCACCGAUCACCGGCAAGCAGAAGAUCACCGUAGUUAUAUUAUGCUUCGUCAAUUUAAUCAACUACAUGGAUCGUUACACGGUCGCAGGUAUUCUAAACGAUGUUCAAAAAGAAUUUAACAUUGGAGAUGACAAAGGCGGUUUAUUGCAAACUGCAUUUGUCAUAAGUUAUAUGAUAUGCGCUCCAGUGUUUGGGUAUCUAGGAGACAGAUACAAUAGACGAUUUCUCAUGGUCUUCGGUGUAUUUCUGUGGUCGUUGACUACAUUUGUUGGUUCUUAUACGGAUCAUUAUUGUUUAUUUCUGUUUUCUCGAAGUUUAGUGGGUAUAGGUGAAGCUAGUUAUUCAACUAUUGCACCUACUAUUAUAAGUGAUAUGUUUGUAAAAAAAGUAAGAUCGAGAAUGUUGGCUUUGUUUUAUUUUGCUAUACCCGUGGGAAGUGGUUUGGGCUAUAUUGUUGGCUCAGAAGCGGCGAGGAUUUUUGGUAGUUGGCACUGGGGAUUACGAGUCACACCACUACUAGGUAUGAUGGCCAUUCUUAUGAUUUUGUUUUUAAUGGAAGAACCCGAGAGAGGUCAAAGCGAAGGGCUUUCUCACUUAACCACUACAUCUUGGUCUGAGGAUAUAAUGUUAUUGAUAAGGAAUCGAAGCUUCGUGUUUUCUACUGCUGGAUUUACUUGUGUGGCUUUUGUAACGGGUUCAUUAGCAUGGUGGGGUCCUAAUAUAAUGUGGCAAGGACUUAAAAUGCAAAAGGGCUACGAGCACGUGGAACUAAACAGUGUAUCAUUUAGCUUUGGAGUAAUAGCUAUGGCGGCUGGACUCAUUGGGGUACCUUUAGGUAAUUAUUUGUCCGAAAGACUUAAAGUGCAUUAUCCUAAAGCGGACCCACUAAUUUGUGCGGUUGGUCUUCUGAUAUCGGCUCCAUUUCUAUUUUUAGGACUAGUGCUAGCAGAUAAAUAUUAUUAUCUUGUAUUAGUUCUAAUAUUUAUCGGUCAAAUAUCUUUGAAUCUUAAUUGGUCAAUUGUAGCUGAUAUACUAUUAUAUGUCGUAAGUCCUAAUAGACGAUCAACUGCUGAAGCAUUUCAAAUUUUGAUAUCACACUCGUUUGGAGAUGCUAGUAGUCCAUAUUUCAUCGGAGUGAUUUCAGAAAUGUUGAAAAAAUUAUUUAAAAAUAACAUACCGCUAUUUUUAGCUUCGGUGACGUUAGCCAAUAAUAGUUUACAAAUUGUUGAUUUCAAAGAUGAUAAAAUCAACUUUCAGAGCCUUCAAUACGCCCUGUUUAUAUCAAGUAUUGUUGAGGUAUUAGGAGCAAUAUUUUUCUUUUGCACUGCUCGCUACAUUGUCAAAGACAAGGAAUUAGCUGAAACGGUGACUUCAGCAAAUAAUGGACAAAAUCCUGUGUAA